Molecule: messenger RNA, 2418 nt
Organism: Conger conger (European conger)
Lineage: Eukaryota; Metazoa; Chordata; Actinopteri; Anguilliformes; Congridae
Gene: copz1
Product: COPI coat complex subunit zeta 1
Exons: 9
Coding region: 112-645 (177 amino acids)
Biological process (GO): intracellular protein transport; retrograde vesicle-mediated transport, Golgi to endoplasmic reticulum; intra-Golgi vesicle-mediated transport
Cellular component (GO): COPI vesicle coat
Source: RefSeq, a predicted model, not a curated record
GAUUCGUCUUAUUUUAGCAAAUCAACACGCUAAAUAUUUGAAUGACGUAUACAGAUAUCCAAUCGGAAAACGCACAAUGCUUUUCUAGUUCCACGUCGGCCGAAAGGAAAAAUGGACGCGCUGAUUCUGGAACCGUCUCUGUACACGGUGAAGGCAGUCCUCAUCCUGGACAACGAUGGCGAGAGACUCUAUGCUAAGUACUAUGAUGAGACCUACCCUACAGUGAAAGAGCAGAAAGCCUUUGAGAAGAACAUCUUCAACAAGACGCACCGCACCGACAGUGAAAUUGCCUUGCUGGAGGGACUAACUGUUGUCUAUAAGAGCAAUAUUGACCUGUACUUUUAUGUGAUUGGCAGCUCACAUGAGAAUGAGUUAAUGUUAAUGUCUGUGCUGAACUGCCUGUUUGACUCACUGAGCCAGAUGUUGCGGAAAAAUGUAGAGAAGAGAGCCUUGCUGGAGAACAUGGAGGGGCUGUUCCUGGCUGUGGAUGAGAUUGUGGACGGAGGAGUGAUCCUGGAGAGUGAUCCCCAGCAGGUGGUCCACCGUGUGGCCCUCAGGGGGGAUGACGUGCCUUUGACGGAGCAGACGGUCACCCAGGUCCUUCAGUCCGCUAAGGAGCAGAUCAAGUGGUCCCUGCUGCGGUAGAACAGGACCUGAAGGGCUUCCAAGGGACAUCGUCAAAAAAGUGUCUGCCUUUUCCACUCCCGUUCAGUAAUUGGGCCAUUCCCCUCUGUCCCUCCAUUUUCUCCCAUCACUGCACUGAAUGCUCUGGUUGUCACCCAAUCAGAAUCACCACUGGGACCUCAUUGUGGUUUGUUUUAUUUGUUUGUAUGUUCUCUCUAUUCUUAAACUUUUCAUUCCAGUUGGUGGAGAGGUUUGGCGGCACAAGUUCUGCGUGUUGCUCGGUAAUCUGUGAAAGACUGUUGGAACAGCUAUGUGAAAUAAACCUCCUCACACGUUGUUAGGACCAGACCAGUGUCUCCAGUAGUGAUGUUAUUAUGACUUACUCCAUUUGCAGGAACCAUAGGAGUGAGGCUUUGUGAAGUCAUCAGUUUUGAUGAGAGAGUCAUGUUUCAAGAACCCACUUUAUAGGAGGGGCAAAAACCAAUCGGAAGAUUCCGCUCUCCACGGCAAAAUGAAUUGAUGGGUUAAUGUCAGUGAAUCACUGAUAGCAUGCGGUUUCUCCAGCUAUUUUUGUUUUAAUGAAUCCUCAUUUUGCCAUCACUAGCUGUCAGUAAUCGAUUGGUGUCAGCCAAUCAAAACACGUUGCCCUCCACAAAAAACAGGAAGUUAGGAAUCGCGUAUGAGCACCCCACCCAGCCUCCCCUAUUGCUCCAGAUUUUGUGUGUUCUACAAAAAUUGCACAAUUCUGACAGCCUUACAACUUUCUUAAAAAGUGUUCUGUUUUUAUUUUGCAGACUAACAUACACAUGGUGAUCAAUUCCCAUUCUUGUUUGCAGAACAGGUCUAACUUGUGUUCACAAAUCAGAUCAAGCUGUUGCGAUUGGGAAGAGGCACUCUGUUAACCCAGGCCCGAUUGUGUACCUGGGGCAAGAUGUUUCUCUGCAUUCAACAUGCUUGUUAAUACCUAGUAAACUUGGGCAAGCUUUUGUGCAGGUGGUCUCUGUCUCAACUGUGAGAGAUGAAAUUAGCCCUGAACAUCCCCUGUUUCUCAAACCUUUUGUCAAAAUGACAUUUCACCUCCGCAUCAAGCAUCACCAUUGAGUUAUUGUGCCUUCCUUCAAAAUGUCUUCAGCCAAAAGCCAUAUGAAAUGAGUCAAGUUUGGGCUACUGGCCAUCCUGUUAAGACACUUGUAGUGCGCCCAUUGCCCCAUGGUCUGAUUUUCGAAUUCGGACCUUUCCAGACACGAUCAGACACCUGCGAUCCACCACACAUUGUGUUCUCCUCAGAGUUGAAUGUCUAAGCAAAGACUAGAGUGAUAAGAAGCAGUGGCUGACAUUGCAUGUUUGAAGUAGAACCCAUGCUUGUCUGCAUGACGGACGGUGUGUUGAUGAACAUGAUUGGGUGUUCCAAAUUGCAGUUCAUUAUUAACAUCCAAGUGUAGCCAAGAUCAAAGGACAUCCAUUAGCAGUCGUGACUUUGCAGUCAUGCAGUGGUGUUGCUGUCUUGCAUGGUGUUGUCAUUCUCUGCGUAGUAUUGUACAUAGGACUGAUCCUAUCUGGAAUAGCCUCCAGCAUCCACAGGUAAAUGUAUAUCCCCUGAUAUCACACACAAAGUUCUUCCUUUUUAAGGUAUCAGCUGUUGGCUUCUUGGUUUAGCUUGUACAUUUCUCACGCUUCCCUCUGACAUUCCUGGUAACUUUGCCCAAAACACAAGUAUACUCUUUGUUGUGUUACCCAGGAUAUGGCUGUAAAAAUGCUCUGUUAAGAUAUGAAUAAAACUAUGUUCAUUGACAA